UCUAGCAGGGGUACCAAUUUGAAAUAUAUUAUAUCAUGAGUCACGAUUUGGUCAAAACCAUAAUUGGAGGUCCUAAAUAAAGGUUCCUAGAAAAAUUCCCUUCAACAAAGAAACUAAAAAGGAAAGAAGGAGAAUCACGUUUCUAAGAAUCUCGCGGUCCGCUCUUCCCUUUUCUCACAAUUUUAGAUCCUCCAGUUUUCCUCCGAAGUUUUCAACAGGUAAAAGUGCUCUCCAUACACUUCAUAAUCUGUUAUCUAAUAGUCUUAAUAUCAGAUCUUCUUCCUUCAUCAACAGAGCAAGCUACAGGGAGUCAGUCAUGGGGCUGACAUUCACGAAGCUAUUUAGCCGGCUUUUUGCAAAGAAGGAAAUGCGUAUUCUGAUGGUUGGUCUGGAUGCUGCUGGUAAGACCACCAUUUUGUACAAGCUGAAGCUUGGUGAAAUUGUCACCACGAUCCCUACCAUAGGAUUUAAUGUGGAGACAGUUGAAUACAAGAAUAUCAGCUUCACUGUUUGGGAUGUGGGUGGUCAAGAUAAGAUCCGCCCAUUGUGGAGGCACUAUUUUCAGAACACUCAAGGUCUUAUUUUUGUGGUGGACAGCAAUGAUAGGGACCGUAUUGUUGAGGCGAGGGAUGAGUUGCAUCGUAUGUUGAACGAGGAUGAACUAAGGGAUGCUGUUCUUGUAUUUGCCAAUAAGCAAGAUCUUCCCAAUGCAAUGAACGCUGCAGAAAUAACUGACAAGCUUGGUCUUCAUUCUCUCCGCCAACGCCACUGGUACAUCCAGAGCACUUGUGCAACUUCAGGAGAAGGUCUUUAUGAGGGGUUGGAUUGGCUUUCCAACAACAUCGCUAGCAAGGCAUGAAGUUUUUGAGGAUUUUGGUUCUUAGACAGAGACUCUGAUAAUCGUGGAGAAAAUAGUUGUGCUUUUAUUUGAUCGAGUUUGUAAUGGCAGAAUGGUUAUGUAAUUGUUGGUUAGCUAAUACUUUUAGCUAUAAAUAUAACUAUUAUGAUGAUACUAUGUUUUGGUAAAUUGCAUCAUAUCCUGGAUAUGGUUUGGUUUGCUUCAUAUAGUGCUUCUCUUACCCUCUAGAUUUCAAUUUAUAUUUUUCAAAUAAUCGUGGAGAAAAUAGUUGUGCUUUUGUUUGAUCGGGUUUGUAAUGGCAGAAUGGUUAUGUAAUUGUUGGUUUAGCUAAUACUUUUAGCUAUAAAUAUAACUAUUAUGAUGAUACUAUGUUUUGGUAAAUUGCAUCAUAUCCUGGAUAUGGUUUGGUUUGCUUCAUAUAGUGCUUCUCUUACCCUCUAGAUUUCAAUUUAUAUUUUUCAAAUAAUCGUGGAGAAAAUAGUUGUGCUUUUGUUUGAUCGGGUUUGUAAUGGCAGAAUGGUUAUGUAAUUGUUGGUUUAGCUAAUACUUUUAGCUAUAAAUAUAACUAUUAUGAUGAUACUAUGUUUUGGUAAAUUGCAUCAUAUCCUGGAUAUGGUUUGGUUUGCUUCA
This is a messenger RNA of Carica papaya (papaya), 1489 nucleotides long. RefSeq names its product ADP-ribosylation factor 1. NCBI's taxonomy places the organism in Eukaryota, Viridiplantae, Streptophyta, Magnoliopsida, Brassicales, Caricaceae. The record is from RefSeq and is a predicted model, not a curated record. Gene Ontology annotation, molecular function: GTP binding; GTPase activity.